UAUUCAAGAUGAUGGAGCUGUGGCUGUUGCUGUUUGCAUUUAUUAGAUUUGCACACGGACAUUAUGAAGUACCACAAGCAACCGUCGAGGUUUAUUCACCGAGAGGUCUAAAAGUUUCUAUUCCAGAUGAAGAAGGAGUUAAACUAUUCGCAUUCCAUGGAAAAAUCAACGAGGAAAUGAACGGCAGAGAAGCUGGCACUUUAUCAAGAGACAUUGUGAAAUCAAAAGAAGGAAGAUGGACUUUUUAUGAGCCAACAGCAAAACUCAACAUCGGCGACAAAUUAUAUUACUGGACUUAUGUCGAAUAUUUCGAUGGAGUACAUAAACUGGGUUAUCCGAAAGACAAUCAAUUUUACGAAGUAAAAGGAUUUCAGAAGACACCAGGCGAAUGCAAACCAUCACUGACGAUGGUGCAGGGUAAAACCAAAAUAUGCAGUGGUGGCUUAAUUUUCUCAGAACAUUUUCUAAAUCUGGAUCCCGCCCGAUGGAACACCGAAAUUAAAUUUGGCGGACCACCCGACUAUGAAUUUGUAAUUUAUGGAAAUUACUCUCAGACUCUCUCUAUUAAAAAUGAAAAACUACGCAUUAGACCUAUACUGACGGAGAAGGUCUACGGAAAGGGUUCCGUUUUUAACAGUUUGGACUUGAACACCCAAGCUGCGAAGUGUACUGGUACCGCUUACGCUUGUUAUAGAAAAGCAAGAGGUCAGUUUAUUGUUCCACCAGUAUUGUCUUCUCAAAUAAACACCAAAAACAAAUUCGCCUUCAAAUACGGAAAAAUUGAAGUUAGAGCUAAACUGCCCAGAGGAAAUUGGAUAUACCCAGAAAUAUUCUUGAACCCAUUAACUGAAAAAUAUGGUUCAGAAUUUUUAUCCGGUCAGAUGAGGAUAGCUUUCAACGAAGGCAAUCCGGAUUUAAUUAAAAUGAUUAGUGGCGGGGUGAUUAUGGGAGACGGCAGAAUUACUAGAACCUACGGUAUGAAAUCUAAGAAAAUUCCUAACACAUCAGAUUUUCACAACUACACCCUACUUUGGGCACCAGACAAAAUUGUCUUGUCACUUGACGGUAAAAUUUACGCCGAGAUUUAUCCACCUACUGGUGGAUUCAAAGCGGUGGAUGGUCUUUUAAGUGAACAAAACAGGUAUAUUUGGUAUGAAGGAUCUGAUUUGGCACCAUUUGAUCAAGAGAUGUAUAUUACUCUGGGGGUGGGCGUCGGGGGCCAUAAUUUUAAUGAUGAAAAGGUCAAGCCGUGGAAAAAUUUUGAUCCUUUAGCCGAAAGGAACUUCUAUAAAGACAGGAAAAAUUGGACGAAAACCUGGAAUUCGCAGAGUGCUCUGGAAAUUGAACACGUCUUGGUAUAUGCUUUAUAAAAUAAGGUUUUUAUUUGUAAUUUAACGGUUUAAUUAAGAGGUCUUAAUCUAGGUAAUUUUAUGAAGAUAAUGUUAAAGACUUAUUUUAAAAUAUUUUAUACAUAAAAAUAUAACGACAAAUUGA
Molecule: messenger RNA, 1494 nt
Organism: Aethina tumida (small hive beetle)
Lineage: Eukaryota; Metazoa; Arthropoda; Insecta; Coleoptera; Nitidulidae
Product: beta-1,3-glucan-binding protein-like
Exons: 8
Coding region: 9-1370 (453 amino acids)
Biological process (GO): carbohydrate metabolic process
Molecular function (GO): hydrolase activity, hydrolyzing O-glycosyl compounds; carbohydrate binding
Source: RefSeq, a predicted model, not a curated record